GCGGCUGUAGGUGUUAUGCUGCUCCUGGUGCUCGUGGUGCUCAUCCCGGUGCUGGUGAGCUCCGUAAGCACCGACGCCGGCCAGUAUGAGAUGCUGGGUGCCUGCCACAUGGUGUGUGACCCUUACCUGAGCAGCAAAAGUGCUGUGACAGGUCCAGCGGGCUCAGGUUCUGAGGCGCCGCCACCACCCUCCACGCUCGUCCAGGGGCCACAGGGGAAGCCGGGACGGCCGGGCAAACCUGGACCUCCAGGGCCACCCGGGGAGCCAGGCCCCCCGGGUCCGAUGGGGCCCCCGGGGGACCGAGGAGAAAGAGGGGACAGAGGCACGAACGGCAUUAACGGAGCUAUCAGCACAGUGACGUACAGCACACAGCCACGAGUUGCUUUCUAUGCUGGACUCAAGAACCCACACGAGGGCUAUGAGAUCCUCAAAUUUGAUGACGUCGUCACCAACCUGGGCAACAACUACGACGGCGCAUCAGGAAAGUUCAUCUGCGGCGUGCCUGGUACCUACUUCUUCAUCUAUCACGUGCUGAUGCGUGGAGGCGACGGCACAAGCAUGUGGGCUGAUCUGUGCAAGAACGGACAGGUGAGAGCAAGUGCUAUCGCUCAGGAUGCUGACCAGAACUACGACUACGCCUCCAACAGCGUCAUCCUGCACCUGGACGCCGGAGACGAAGUCUACAUCAAACUCGACGGAGGCAAAGCCCACGGCGGCAACAACAACAAAUACAGCACUUUCUCCGGUUUCAUCCUCUACGCUGACUGAACUGCAGCACUUGAGGAGAAGAGGAAGAAGACAUGACAGGGAAAGAAGAAGGCUUUAUCAUCCAAGCGCUUUGUUUUCACUUCAUAGGAUCAUCCUGUCUCUUCAACCUUUUAUUUCUUUAUUUUUUUUUGCUUUGUUUGAUGCAAACUCUAGUAAGAGACUCUCAGUGGACAGAGGGUGUUGUUUCUGCUCUAUGAAUCACCUUAAUGACAAAAAAAGUGAGGAAAAAUGAAAGUGUUGAAAAAAGAAAACUUUUCUUUCUUCCUUUGAGACUCCUGCAGGACUUUUGAG
Messenger RNA from Neoarius graeffei (lesser salmon catfish), 1059 nucleotides. RefSeq names its product C1q-related factor (gene c1ql1l2). The record is from RefSeq and is a predicted model, not a curated record. The transcript is spliced from 2 exons. Gene Ontology annotation, molecular function: protein binding. NCBI's taxonomy places the organism in Eukaryota, Metazoa, Chordata, Actinopteri, Siluriformes, Ariidae. Bases 16 to 768 code for a protein of 250 amino acids.